Messenger RNA from Beauveria bassiana ARSEF 2860, 819 nucleotides. RefSeq names its product F-actin-capping protein subunit alpha. The transcript has 7 exons. Gene Ontology annotation, cellular component: F-actin capping protein complex; actin cortical patch. Gene Ontology annotation, molecular function: actin filament binding. The record is from RefSeq and is a predicted model, not a curated record. NCBI's taxonomy places the organism in Eukaryota, Fungi, Ascomycota, Sordariomycetes, Hypocreales, Cordycipitaceae. Gene Ontology annotation, biological process: actin cytoskeleton organization; barbed-end actin filament capping. The coding region runs from base 1 to 819 and encodes 272 amino acids.
AUGUCGCAGCUCGAGACUGUGGCAUCCUUCAUCGAGGGGGCCCCUCCAGGCGAGCUUGCCGAUGUCGUUGCCGACAUCAAGACCCUUACUGCCUCGUCCCCGAACCUUCUCUCGCAGCUCGGACCGGCGUUUCAAAAGUACAACGAGGAGCAGCUGAUCACGGUGAAGCUGCCCGGAAGCAGCCAAUCUGUACUCGUCAGCGAACACAACAGGCUAGGCGACGGUCGAUACUACGAUGUCGAGAGCUCGUCUAGCUUCGAAUUCGACCACACCACACAGAAAGCUAGCGCUGUACAGAGUCAUACCAUCGAAGGCGCGCAGGCCGAUCUUACAAAAUCGACAUUGAAAAACCUGGCGACAUACAUUUCGGAACACUUUCCGAAUGCUGCCUAUGGCGUGUACCCGAUCGAGUUAGACUCCAAGGUUGCCAUAAUCAUUGUGGCCAACAAAUACAGCCCGAAUAACUUUUGGAACGGCCGUUGGAGAUCUGUCUACACGUUCGACCCUUCGUCUGGCUCGCUCGAAGGAACCAUCAAGGUGGACGUUCAUUACUACGAAGACGGCAACGUCCGCCUGCAGACCAAGAAGCCAGUAUCUCUUUCUGUUGCAUCGGGUACGGGCGCAGGCAUCGCAAAGGGCAUUUCAUCGACGGAAAAGAAGUAUCAAGAGGAGCUCAACAGGGGCUUUGUUAGCCUGAGCGAGGGUGCGUUCAAGGGCCUGCGCAGGCAGCUGCCAGUCACCCGGCAAAAGAUCGAGUGGGAUAAGGUCACCGGUUACAGACUCGGUCAGGAUAUCGGGGGCGGUUCUUCGAAGCGAUAG